This is a messenger RNA of Cyphomyrmex costatus, 3034 nucleotides long. RefSeq lists its product as uncharacterized. The record is from RefSeq and is a predicted model, not a curated record. The coding region runs from base 204 to 1553 and encodes 449 amino acids. The transcript is spliced from 7 exons. NCBI's taxonomy places the organism in Eukaryota, Metazoa, Arthropoda, Insecta, Hymenoptera, Formicidae. Gene Ontology annotation, cellular component: membrane.
ACAAGACGUAGCUGAUGUGGGAGGGUAAAAGUUGGUCGUUAUUGAUUGAACGAAGCCGCACUAAUCGCGCAAGCUCGCCGUCCGCCCUGAAUGAAGUGACGUGCUCUCUCGCAUAUGGAGACGCGAAUAGAGAAACGAUAAGACCUGUGCAAGGCCCUUAGCAGCCGACCAACAGCAGUGACGACGACGACGACGACGAGAGGAUGCUCCCUCAACGGGGCUGCACUUGGCUGACGUUGAUGCCGUUCCUGUUGAGCUUGUCCACCUGCGAGCUCAGCUUUUAUCGGGAUGCGCUUCCGGAAACGUCGGAGGAUGUUGCGCUGAAACUGGCCCGUUAUCUGGAAGCGCAUCGUCUUCAGCAGCGUCUUCAUCGGCCCACGUACCUGUCAUCGAUGCACAAGAAACACAACAAUCUGUUGGACCAUCAGGAGGAGCGCGACGUUCUUCUAAAACUUCUAUCCGAUAGAAAGGAGCAGAAUUUCUUGACAUGGUUGUCGCGUCUUUAUCGUCAGAAUCAUAUCACGGAACCGGAGUAUCUUUUGUCUUAUUACAACCUGGAUCUCAAGCGUCCGCCUUACACCGAAGAGAAACAGUCAAGUGAAAACGAUGGCCGUUUCUCCAAAGACCUCCGGUACGGGAAAAUUUUCGAUGCGAACAGAGAUGCAAUAGAGUCCACAUUAGACUCUUUCCGAGAAAAAUACGUAGAUUUCAAUCAUGGAACGUUGCAUUACGAAGGCGGAAUGGAAACAGCACGUAUACGUCCAGCGACGGCAGCUGCAUCGGAAGCGACCGAACCAGAAUUCACGUAUAAAUUCGAUGACUCGAAUCGCAAGGAGGAGCAUCCAUUUGCGGUGAAACCGAAUGAUCCCAGAUACUACGGCGAGGAACCAUUUUCAUCAGAUGAUUUGGAUUGGCAAGACACGUCGAGGAUAAAUUCGAAAGAGGAAAAAAUUGCGAAUAAAGAGCGAACAUUGGCAAAACAUGAAGACAACAUGCAGAAUGUUGAGCAGAAGACGGAUGUAACCGCAGGACUCGACGUGUCAGAACCGGAUGGACUUGCGGGACCUCAUCCGGUGAUCGUGCCCAUAAAUCAGGACUUCAACAAUGACAUUUAUUUUAUUGCCAUUGUGGCCGGUUGCAGUGCAGCUGCGAUGUUUGCUUUAGUAUUGAUUAGUUUAACGUGGUGCAGAUUACAACGCGGUGCAAAAGCUGCAGCGGAUAUAGAGUAUCCUGCUUAUGGUGUGACGGGACCGAAUAAAGAUGUAUCACCUUCUGGUGAUCAGAGGCUCGCCCAAUCUGCUCAGAUGUAUCACUUCCAACAUCAGAAACAACAAAUUAUUGCUAUGGAAAAUCGUACUUCUGCAACGAGGGAUCCGGGUUCUCUUUCGGAAGCGGAAAGCGAUGAAGAGAAUGAGGAGGGUGACUAUACCGUUUACGAAUGCCCAGGACUUGCACCUACGGGCGAGAUGGAGGUGAAGAACCCGAUGUUCCAUGAUGAUCCCACUCCGGCGACGCCGGCGACGCAGAGCAACAAAGAAGAGGACCACAUAUAGUUUCAAUAAAGUAGAAAAAAUAAAAACCGUACGCGCGCGAUCUAAAAAAAUCUUUCCCGGUGCUUAGCUCACUGUUAAUAUAUCAUAUCGAAACGUUUAUCUAUUAUAUUGAGUGUAUACAACUUUAAUAUUUAUAUAUGGCGCGAUGAGAGAGAGAGAGAGAGAGAGAGAAGCGACGCGUUUUACGAGAAGACGGGAAAGAAGACUUCGGUUCGACAUCAAAACGACCGAUGUUAUUUUCCAUUCCGGAAGUAAGAGAACAGAAACGCUUAUACAGUAAAUGAAAUCGGAGCACGACAAACGAAUCGAUAAAUGUGCGUUUGCGAUUUUAUGCGGGUGGAUUUAGUACCUGCGAUUUUUUUGUGACAGUCACAUCGUCAAAUUGGUGAAUCGAAUCGAUAUCUUACGAAAUGCCGAAAAAAAUGCUUCUUCAAAGAAGUUCAACCCUAAAAAACACCAGUUUUUUUAGUUAUAUUACAAGAAAUGUAUUAUAAAGGAAGACGAUAGAGUUUAUAUCGUCUUUUUCUCCAUAACACACAUUAGAGCGGCGUCAGUUUUGCGAAAUGUUACAUUGACUGCGUUCAACAGAAAAAGUAGUUUAAUAAGCACUUUGUGUUAAUUGAGUUACACUUUUAAAUCUAGAGAAGUGGUUCUACCUUAACUCAAAUAUAAAAAUGUAAUUCAAUGCCUUUGCAAAAGGUGCUCACCAAGCUGCUUUUUCUGUCGAACGCAGUCUUUGUUUUUUUGCGAUUUUAUGAGUGGAAGUAACGGAAUCCAAUGGCGAGUGAAUUAUCGAUCAAAAAACCGCGUCUAUGCGAGAACACCCAGUUUUCUAAUAUCGCGACAUACUAUAGUUUGUACUUUCAUAGUAGGAGCAGUUGCCGCACGAUCGCAAUUAUUUUUCUAUGACUCGACACCGGCUGCACAUACAGCUCGGAUAUCUGGUGAACAUUUGACAUAUAUUUGAUCGCGCGCGCGAUACAUUCAUCGGAUAUGCGUGCUGCUUAUGAGCAGUGGUAUAUCAAAGUCUAUCGUCCGAGAUUAUUCUCCCUUGAAAGUAAAAAAAAAAAAGAACUACGAUUGUUAAUUUGGGACGGUCUAUUCGAAUCUGUUUAGUAUUGGUCGGAUAUAUAUGGAAAGUUAUAUACAAUAUUAUUGUAUAAUUACACGAUUAUAUUUCACAAAAUCUUAACUCUUAUACAUCUGUCUUAGGGUAAACAAGCAUAAAUACUACACUAAACAGUGUUCCACAGAACUUACCUGUUAUACAUGUAUGGGGAACAGAAUGCUAUACGUCGUAUUCUUAUCACUGCAAAUAUCUUCUUUUGGAAUUGCAAUGAGAUCGUGACAAACAAUGUCACGGUUUAAGUUGAUGCUGUGCUAUUUCUAGAUAGAUUAAACGAGAUAACGAGCUUCUGGCAAGCUCGUUUAUAAAUAACGAUGUGUUUUACCGAAAUAUUUGUUAUUAAAAAUUUCUCUUC